AAAGAUUAUCCAGGGAACUGUUUUCUCCCUUCCUUUUCACUGGGAACUGCCUAAGCACAGAGUGCAAGCUCUAAUAUGCUCAUUCAUGUCUCCCUAGCAGUCAGCUCAACCAGGAAGUAGCUGUUACCUCAGGCUGAACAGUGUCUCGAGCUGCUGGUGUUGUCGCAGCCCGUCCUAGUGAGUGUACUGGGCACUGACAUUUUAGGGUCCCACAAUGAUAACGCUUCUUUUGAUAAAUAAAGAAUUACAGUAGUCUACCAAUGGCUCAGUCGAAGGAACAGAGAAUUUUGGAGUUUGUACAGGAAAAUGCAGUUAAAGGUGACCCCCAGAGCGUGGUGGACAACAUCGAUAACUACUGCAGCCAAAAAGAAUGGGCUAUGAAUGUGGGAGAUGAAAAAGGCCUGAUUCUGGAUAAAGUGUUCAAAGAGACAAAUCCAACCACGGUUCUGGAACUUGGCACAUAUUGUGGGUAUUCUGCCACCCGGAUGGCUCGGCUACUGAAGCAGGGCGGUCGUCUGCUUACUGUGGAGAUGCAACCAGAGCAUGCUGCCGUUGCCAAGCAGAUGAUAGAGUUUGCUGGCGUUCAAGAUAAGGUAGAGAUUCUGGAGGGCUCCACAGAGACAAUCAUCCCAAGUCUAAAAACAAAGUAUGGCGUGGGUCAGGUGGACUUCGUAUUCAUUGACCAUUUCAAAAACUUUUAUACAGAUGACACUAAGUUACUGGAGGAAUGUGGCUUACUCAAGAAGGGAUCUGUGUUACUAGCAGACAACGUGGUGUAUCCUGGGGUUCCAGAAUUCCUUAAAUAUGUCAGAACAAGUGGACGCUAUGACUGUACUAACUACCCAUCUCAUGUGCAGUACUCAGGGGAGUUGGAUGCCUUGGAAAAGGCAGUUUUUAAGGGCUAUUAAUACAGAACCAGAAGAUACUCUGUAACCAUAUUGUAUAAAAAGAUAAAGGAGGAAAAAAGAAAUUGUGAAAAAAAAAAAAAAUUAGAUUUUCACUGACACUUUUGUAUUGUUAAAUAAACAAUGUAAAUC
Molecule: messenger RNA, 1037 nt
Organism: Bufo gargarizans (Asiatic toad)
Lineage: Eukaryota; Metazoa; Chordata; Amphibia; Anura; Bufonidae
Product: catechol O-methyltransferase-like
Exons: 5
Coding region: 261-908 (215 amino acids)
Biological process (GO): catecholamine catabolic process; developmental process; dopamine metabolic process
Cellular component (GO): dendrite; axon; membrane
Molecular function (GO): magnesium ion binding; catechol O-methyltransferase activity
Source: RefSeq, a predicted model, not a curated record